UUAAAUCUCCCCAGAAAAGUUCUCAGCAUUUCAAUCCAGGAAACAUUUUGCCUCCUUUUCAGUACUUAAAAGUCUGCCUUGCAAACUGGAUGUCUUUGGGUUGAAUUUCCUCCCCAGUGUUCUCUUUCGCUGUUCGGUUUUAAUUGAAUGCAGCCAUGGGGCAGUUCAAAAGUCUUUCUGCGAGUGUUUCUCCUUUUUUAUGGCCUGCUGGCAGGCAGAAAAAACAUAAAUAUUCAGGCCCUGGGAAUUCCACCGGCAUUUUCCUGCUUUUAAUCCUUCUGCUGGUUUUGGAGGACUCGUUUGCCACAAAAGUGCAGAAGAUCCAGGAAGACACGGCUAUACCUGGUCCAACCCUUGGAGCCCACCUGGGUCUUCAAAAGCUUCCCUUUUCAUUGCCACCUCCUCACCUGCGGAAAAAACGUUACACGUUGACCCCAGGACGACUCAAAUGGGAUCAUUUCAACCUAACGUACAAAAUUCUGUCUUUCCCCAGAAACUUGAUUGGCCAAAGCCAGACCAGGAAGGGACUGACCGCAGCUUUCCGAAUGUGGAGCGAUGUCUCCUCGUUCACCUUCCGUGAAGUGUCAGUGAGUUCCCCAAGCGACCUCACAAUUGGUUUUUACCCAAUUAACCAUACGGAUUGCGUGGAAUCGCAGAUCCACCACUGUUUCGACGGGACCACGGGCGAGUUAGCCCACGCCUUUUUCCCGCAGACAGGAGAGAUCCAUUUUGACGAUCACGAGUACUGGAUCGUAGGGGACACUCGGUUCAGCUGGAAAAAGGGAGUCUGGCUGACAGACCUGGUUCACGUGGCUGCCCACGAAAUUGGCCACGCCUUAGGUCUUAUGCACUCCCUGGAUCCCAGUGCCUUGAUGCACGUCAACGCAACCUUGACGGGCAAGAACACAAUCUCCCAGGAUGAGAUGUGGGGGCUGUACCGGCUUUAUGGCUGCAAAGACCGAAUGUUUAUCUGCCCGUCGUGGAGUCGGAAGGGGUACUGCCGAACACGCCAAAGGUUUAUGAAAAAGCAGUGUCCGUACAGCUGUGAUUUUUGCUUGGCGUUCCCUUUCCCGACGGUGAUACCCACCCCGCCGCCUCCGAGGAUGAAGACAAGGCUGGUCCCCGAAGGCCGGAAUGUUACUUUCCGAUGUGGGCAGAAAAUCAUUCACAAAAAGGGGAAAGUUUAUUGGUACAAGGAGAAGGAAUUGCUAGAAUAUUCCUAUCCUGGCUACCUGUUUCUGAAUGGCGACCACAUGAGCAUCAUCGCCAACGCCAUCAACGAAGGGACGUAUACGUGCAUCGUGAAGAAGAAGUCCAAAGUCUUGACCACAUAUUCUUGGAGAGUCAGGCUGAAGCGUUAACAUGGACGGUCUGCAAGGACUUACAGACACCCCCCCCCAAGUCACUCUGUGUGGGUUCACUUCCUCACCUCUGUUGUCGUAUUCCACUUUUAACAACCGAUCCGUAGUCACAAAACCCAGAUUUCCCAGGUUGUCCCCUUCCAGAAGGAGACUGCGGAAAUACUGAUUUCUUCCUUGCAUUUUUUUUUCUUGGCCAAGCCUGCUGGAGAUGAUAGGAUAUAUAGUCGAAGUCAUAAAGGGGUCCAAGAGGAGGAGAAAUAGGCUACAACAUGAGCUAAAAGAAAUGCUUUUUUUUUUUUUAAAGUUGCUAAUAUUCUUUAGGAACCAUUUUACACUUAUAUUUUCAGCUACAUUUUGCUACAAUCUGGAUCCUGGUGCUCUUGUCAUCGAGGUUGUUUUAUUAAAUUUUUACUUUCCUCUCAUUCAAGAUGGCAUAUAUAACAUCCCUCCUCCAAUUUUCCCCAACAAUAAACAUCUUAUAGUGUAGGUUAGGGAUCUGGGAUCUCUUCAGAACAGAGGUGCAGAGAACAUUUUAGCCAAGGCCUUCAUUAUUCUACAAUUCAGUAAAAAGAUCCCGGCAUAUCACGAAUUCCUGGGCUGCGUUAUUUCAGCCAAACAGACCUUACACAAAACAGUUUUUUAAGUUUCACGCACUACGUAAGAUUAGAGAUCAUAUACUCUUUCCAAAUUACAAGCUAGAUUUUCUGCCCUGUUUAGGGAGCCACGUCAAGAAAGGAAGGAUUAAAAGAAAAAUUCCUACGUUCAACCUUUGCAUCUGUUACACUUUUUUUUUUUUUUUUUACUUGGGUCAACAGAAAGAAUUUGCCAGCUCAGGUAUAGUUCCUGGAAAUGUACAGGACAGUUGAUCCUUAAGGAAUUUCACCAGAAAUUUACCCUUUUUGUCCUUCUGCUCAAAUAAAGCAUUUCCGUACUGAUA
Molecule: messenger RNA, 2298 nt
Organism: Protobothrops mucrosquamatus (brown spotted pit viper)
Lineage: Eukaryota; Metazoa; Chordata; Lepidosauria; Squamata; Viperidae
Gene: MMP23B
Product: matrix metallopeptidase 23B
Exons: 8
Coding region: 156-1361 (401 amino acids)
Biological process (GO): collagen catabolic process; proteolysis; extracellular matrix organization
Cellular component (GO): extracellular matrix
Molecular function (GO): metalloendopeptidase activity; zinc ion binding
Source: RefSeq, a predicted model, not a curated record